AUGCUUUUCGUGCAUUUCGAUUGCGCCGGUACAUCGCAAGAGGUGAAGGCUCUGACAGCAAUGGCGAUUCUCGCUCAAGAAAUAGCAUUCAGGGAUGCUGGGAUGGCUUUUGCUUUGAGUUCCGAUCACACUGCCAUGGGCAAAGUGCUAGUCCUUAUCGCUUCCAUUCAUAAAUUCUAUCCAUCGACGAAAGUGCUGCUGUACGAUAGACUGGAGGAAAAGGAGGUGAGUCAAACAGGGCCAAAAUAG
Molecule: messenger RNA, 249 nt
Organism: Cylicostephanus goldi
Lineage: Eukaryota; Metazoa; Nematoda; Chromadorea; Rhabditida; Strongylidae
Source: the annotation of a GenBank genome assembly